AACGUUCUCUGGGGCGAGGGGAGAUCAGCGGCACCAGACUGAAGAAGCCGGAAACCAAGAAAGUGAUAACCGACGCUACUGUUUCUCUAGCCACUUCGGUCCUUCGGUAUCCGAGUACUUGGAAAGAUGCUCUCCACGCGUAUCCAGUGCGCUUUGGCGCUCCUGUCCCUCGCGCUCACUGUAAGCAGUGUCUCGGGUGCACCGUCCGACGCCAAACUACGCCAGUUUCUUCAGAGGUCGCUCGUCGCCCCGUCCGGAAAACAGGAGCUAGCCAGAUACACACUCGCAGAAUUGCUCUCAGAGCUGGCGCAAGCAGAAAAUGAGGCAAUGGAAUCUGAUGAUUUGUCUCGUGGCACCGAACAAGAGGACGUGCGCCUUGAGCUCGAGCGAGCUGCCGGUCCUAUGCUUGCUCCCCGUGAGCGCAAAGCCGGAUGCAAGAAUUUCUUCUGGAAAACUUUCACGUCAUGUUAGUUGUUUAUUACAAAACCAUCUUAAAGGUCUAUUUUCCCCGUUAUCUUAUUUGUUCUCACGUUUUGGUUUUCAAAUAUUAACGACGCCACAAUGUUCUUGUUUCCAAAAAAUGUAAAUAACAAAAUAAAAAUUGUUCCGUUUGUCAUUUGACAAUAACGACGAUAGUUUUAAUUGGUCGUUUUUUUUCUUUCUUUCUUUCUGAGAAAUUGGUGAGCCUAGAAAGAAUGUUUAAUGAAUGUAUGCAAAUUACUACGGACUGUACUUUAGAAAGAAAAUUCUAUUUUUAACUGAGUAAAAUCUAUGUUUCAGAGCCAAUGCGUAAUGCAGAUUUGUCCUACCAAUAAAUGCAAUAUGCACACACACAUACAGAGUGAAAGAAAGAGAGAAAGAGAUGGAGAUUUUAAUGGAAACUGUUCACACUGUGCUCAGUUGUUUGCUUAGAAUUAAUUUGUGUGUAAAACUGGCAUAUUUUGAUAUAUCAUUAUUCUGUUCAGUGAUUCAGUGCUUUCAUAACUAUGAAAGUGAGACUAGUUUUGUCAGCUUGUCAACACAAUAUACUGUGUUUACUAAACAGCGGCUUCUGUUAGUUUGUUUGGUAAUCUGUGAAUGAGUCUGUAUGAGUAACUCUGAGUGUGACAGAGAAAGUAACAGCUUGACUAAUCGCUUCUGUUAAGAAAACUCUCAAACAAUUAAACCAUGAGUGUGUGUGGCUGUAUUUGAACUGAGUCUCUCUCUUUCUCUCUCUCUCUCUAUGUAGAUGUAUGACUGUUUUAAAUCCUGGCACAGACAUGCCUGGAUGCAGAAUGGGUGUGUAGAGUUCUGGACUGAAAAUUUUUAUAUGAUGUUUUAUUAUCCCCUAAAAAAUUCUAAGGUUCAUUUCAUACAUGGUCUUGAAUAAGUUGUUUUUCAGAAAGGUGUCGUGAGAAUCCAUUUCUCCAAAUAACAAAACCAAACUGAACAGUAUGAGGUAUCAAUAGCAAUGUUGCCACACAGUGAUGCUUAAAACAUAGAACAUGUGAAGUUCACUUGUGCUUGUACACAUAAAAAUAACCAACAUUAAAAACUUAUGUUCUAAAGCAGAU
This is a messenger RNA of Electrophorus electricus (electric eel), 1553 nucleotides long. RefSeq names its product somatostatin 1, tandem duplicate 1 (gene sst1.1). Gene Ontology annotation, molecular function: hormone activity. The record is from RefSeq and is a predicted model, not a curated record. Lineage: Eukaryota; Metazoa; Chordata; Actinopteri; Gymnotiformes; Gymnotidae. Gene Ontology annotation, biological process: regulation of cell migration. Gene Ontology annotation, cellular component: extracellular region.